AUGCCCAAACCAAUCGUCCUCCAACUAGGCGACGACAUUCGCUGGAACCACGGUCUCCACGCCAAAUUCCAAGAUGCAUUCGACAUCCGCCGGUCAUACAGCAUGAACCGAGAAGAGUUCAAGCGCGCCCUGAAAGAGCGCACCUUCGGCGAUUUCCUGGCCAUCUACCGCCCAUUCUGGAAUACCGGCGGCGAGAUGGGCAACUGGGACGAAGAGCUCGUGUCGCUAUUACCGGCUUCUUGUCGUGUCUAUGCGAGUGCUGGUGCUGGCUUUGAUUGGGUUGAUACGGCUGCUUUGGCUAAGAGGGGAGUGACUUACUGCAAUGCCGCAGCGGCGUGUACGGAGUCAGUAGCGGACACGGCGAUCUGGCUGAUUAUCUCUACGUUCCGGCUGCUCAGUUGGUCGCAUGUGGCUGCGCGGUCGAUGGACGCAGAUCAGUUUGUCGAUGCGAAUCGGAACUUGGCGAUGGUCUCGCAUAACCCGAAUGGACACACGCUUGGGAUCAUCGGGUUUGGACAGAUUGGCAGACGGACGGCUGAGAAGGCGUAUCUGGCGAUGAAUAUGAAGAUUCAUUACCAUGAUAUCGUGCGGAUGCCUGCUGAGCUGGAAGCCGUGUCGAGGGCCACCUAUCACAAGGAAAUGGACUCGUUGUUGGCUGUGUCGGAUUGUGUGAUGGUUGCGACUCCGUUUAGUGGGGAGACGUUGCUGAAUAAGGGUCUUUUGGCGAAGAUGAAGGAUGGGGCUCGGUUGAUCAAUAUUGCGCGGGGAAAGUUGCUGGAUGAGAGCGCGCUUGUGGAGGCAUUGGAGAGUGGGAAGUUGGCGGCGGCUGGGUUGGAUGUGCAUUUCGAUGAGCCGCGGGUCAGUCCUAAGCUGGCGUCUAUGCGGAAUGUCGAGAUGCUGGCCCAUAAUGCCGGCGCUUCGGUUGAUGCGCAUAUUGGGUUUGAAAGGCUGGGUAUGGAGAAUAUUAUGUCUUUUGUGAAAACUGGGAAAGCGGUUACGCCUGUUAAUGCGCAGUUGGUUGCCAAGGCGAAUGGAUCAAAGCUUUAG
Penicillium nucicola is the source of this 1047-nucleotide messenger RNA. Its product is annotated as D-mandelate dehydrogenase-like dehydrogenase. The transcript has 2 exons. Gene Ontology annotation, cellular component: cytosol. Lineage: Eukaryota; Fungi; Ascomycota; Eurotiomycetes; Eurotiales; Aspergillaceae. The record is from RefSeq and is a predicted model, not a curated record. Bases 1 to 1047 code for a protein of 348 amino acids. Gene Ontology annotation, molecular function: NAD binding; hydroxypyruvate reductase [NAD(P)H] activity; glyoxylate reductase (NADPH) activity.